AACCCACAGACCUCUGCAACAGGCCAACAUCUUGAUUUGCCAUUCGUGUUCUUGUUCUACCAAACUGCCUCAGCUUCAGCUUCACCCGCUGCUUCGGACUUGGUGCUGCCUGACGCCACCCGUGUAUCCCGCCCGGCCCGCUGUAGCUCUGGUUGUCUUUUCCGUGGCUGUUUAGAUACCCCAGCUCGACAGACUCCCGUGUAAGCCACUAGACAGUGCCUAGAGGUUUUGGAUUGGAAGCGUAACAAAACCGCGCCUCAGACUAUUUAACCUUGAGACUACUUUAGCGUUUUGUCCCGCACAACACACCUCCUCUUCUAUUCAUCCCAACCUUUAUCGAAUCAUAAUCUCAAGCUUUUUGUCCUGAAUCUCAAACAUCGCCUCUAUCCACUUCGCCAUCAAUUCCAUUCCUUUCACAAUGGCCAUGUUGAAUCAAUCUUUAACGGCCAUAACGUCUGAUCCCAUCAAUACACGCUCUUCCCAUCAUGGAUCGAGUUUGGCUAUCACAAUGCCACCGCAAGACCGCUCGAGAGAUGACCCUCCAUCUCCUCCUCCUCAGCCUCCGCCUAGCCCAGCUCACUGGAGUCGCUUCGUCUCUAUUGACACACUGGCCCCACUUGACAUCUAAGUUCUGGCUCAGUAAUGUCAGCUCGUAAACUGCGAUUUCUCACAUCAGAAUUUUCCAUCGACAAUAAAUCCGCACCACCUUUGGAUCGGCUACUCGUACUCCGUGCCUCACACCUUCACCGCCACGCCAGAUUUUGUCAAGUAUCCCGUCUCAGUAACAUGGGUAGUGUAGGCUGAUUCAGGUAUGGGUUUUGGCAGCCUUGGACCUUUCUUUGUUUCACUUAUCUAGGGUGUAAUUUGGGUGUUGAGGCGUUCGGUUAAAUGAGUAGCUGGGUGUAUUCUUGCACAGCUCAAGUACGCAGACAUGCCCGUUCGAUUUCGUAACGUGCCGCCUAGCGGCGCCUUUCUCCCCAAAAUACAAACAUUUUCUACA
Molecule: messenger RNA, 1000 nt
Organism: Bipolaris maydis ATCC 48331
Lineage: Eukaryota; Fungi; Ascomycota; Dothideomycetes; Pleosporales; Pleosporaceae
Source: RefSeq, a predicted model, not a curated record